This is a messenger RNA of Darwinula stevensoni, 1818 nucleotides long. Lineage: Eukaryota; Metazoa; Arthropoda; Ostracoda; Podocopida; Darwinulidae. The record is from the annotation of a GenBank genome assembly.
UCGUUGGAACUUGCAUGCCUGGGCAGGCCUUUCCAGCUGGGAUCUCUCUAUGACCGCCGAAGCGACACCAUCCAGACGGACAUCACCCUAUGGAAGAAGACGACGCUGGAAGAAAACACGACAGAAUCUCCGCUGCCGUCCUGCUCUUCAGAGAUCAUAGCGGAGGAUGGCAUCUCGGAGAAGACAUCUGCCCUGGACAUCGAUGCCAGUCUCAAGCUCAGUUUCCUCAGCGGCCUCGUCAAAGUCUCAGGUUCAGGGAAGUACCUGGACGAUAGGAAGUCGUCCUCCCAGCAAGCCCGUGUAACCCUUCUAUACAAGUCCACGAGCUGCUUCAAAGGGCUGACCAUGGAGAAACUGGGUACGGAAGGGAUCGAGCAUCUCGAAGUGUUCGAGAAAGACAUCGCUACCCAUGUCGUCACCGGGAUCGUGUACGGAGUUGACGCUUUCUUUGUUUUUGAUCGAGACGUCUCCUUCAACGAAACAGUCCGAGAUGUGGAAGGGAGAUUAAAUGCUGUCUUCGACAAAAUCAAGGGUUCAUCAGCCAAGGGAGAAACGUUGGCCAGGGCGAACGAAGCAGAAAAUUCAGAAACAUAUAACCUUUGCUGUAAAUAUUAUGGGGAUGUUUUUCUUCCGAAGAAUCCAACCACUUUCCAGGAAGCUCUGCGUGUAAUCGAAGAUCUCCCAACGCUUUCUCGCAAAAUGAGCGUGCCAAAGCGGGUCUAUCUCUUCCCACUGCACAAGGUGGAUGACAGGGCCACCCGCUUCAUUCGAGAGGUUAGCGUGGGAAUCGUUCUAGAAGUGGAAGAGGUUCUGGAGUUUUUGCACGCAGUCAAGGUCCUGGCAGACGACUUGGCCAAGUCCAAUGUGUGCCAUCACUUCUCGGGAGUACGAACCCAGUUGGAUAUCUUCCGGCCGUUAGUCGACGGAUACAAGGAGAAAUUUCAGCAGAGGAUUAUGCCCAUUUUGAAGGUUGUUCGUGGCUGUGGUGCCGAGGAAGUGUCUCUCUCCCAAAUCGUGCAGCAAAUGAUAUCAUCCCCCUUCAACAAGGAGUAUCUCUCCAACUGGUUGAAAGGGAAAGAAGAAGAGAUAAGAACACUGGAAAAGUACCUGGAAUUAUUUCAUGAAGUCCCCUUUGCCUUUGAUCCUGGGGAAUUUUUUAACGUUGCCAAAGAUAUGAAGAUCUCAUCAGUCAUCUGUUUUGUUUUUGAUGUCGGUUCCAAAACUGAUGCGUAUUUGGAGCAAAUGUCUGCGUACUUGAAGGGAGAAGAAUUGAACAACUCCUCUUUGGAGUGUGAAAUUCCACAAUUUUGGUUUGAUGAUCAAGAAAUCAUGUUGGCAUUGGAAGCAGACAUGUGUAAUUUCCUGAGUUUCUUCAAAGCCAACAAGUCAAAGAGCAACUUGAAGUUCGUGGUGACGGAGAAACAACUCGAAAAGACAUCCCACGACAUCUUUCUCUAUGAAGACGGGGUCCCGAGAUGUUUCGUUCCACCAGGGAUCCCCGGAGUACCGAAGGCUCUCAAGGUCACUCAGGACACCAUCCGACUAUCUUGGGAGCCGCCCCGCCACGGAUUGGAAUUCGUGGAAGGAUACUGGGUGUCGUACCGUCCACUCAUGGGCGAAGAUGAAUGGUUUGAGCACGCAGUGACCGAGAACACCGUCAACACUACCAUAUCCGGCCUUAUUCCCAAUAGGAAGUACGUUUUUAAGGUUCAAAGCGUUUGCUCAGUCGGGGGCAGCGAAUACAGCGCUGAGAGUGAACCCAUCCAGAUGAAUCCUUCUAAAUUCGACCGGGUUGCUACUGCAGGUAAUCAGAACUAG